Molecule: messenger RNA, 4844 nt
Organism: Limulus polyphemus (Atlantic horseshoe crab)
Lineage: Eukaryota; Metazoa; Arthropoda; Merostomata; Xiphosura; Limulidae
Exons: 2
Coding region: 3871-4518 (215 amino acids)
Biological process (GO): signal transduction
Molecular function (GO): protein binding
Source: RefSeq, a predicted model, not a curated record
GUGGUUCAAAUGAUAUAAUAAGUGAGUACUUAUUUAACAAUGCUCCAGACAUAGUUCAAAUGAUGUAAUAAGUGAGUACUUAUUUAACAAUGCUCCAGGAGUUGUUCAAAUGAUGUAAUAACUGUGUGUUUAGAGACUAAUAACUUUCAUUAAUGACUUAGUAUUUGGUAAUUGCUGGUGCAGAUCUUUACAUCUUGUUUUAAGUAUCGAUAAACUGACCAAGUUGAACUGUUUAAGUUGCUGCAUGUGUGAUUAAAGUAUCCUGUUGUUAGAUUGAUAGCAAUGUUAUGUUAAUUGCUGGAGUAUUUUUACUGUAGAAUUCAUAGUUGAAUUAUUUCUCUUAUAUAAAAACUAACUGUUAGCUGAUCUUUGGUGUAUCCACACUGUUACAUUGUUGAAAGUACUAAAGUGUAGUGUUAUUAUUAGUAUAGGAGAGAUGACCAUAUUAAAUUAUGUCUUUAAAUUAUACUUUAUACUUGGACAUGUCAUUAGUACACUGGUACACUUGCUUCAGAAACUCCAAUUUUAGGAUUAUCCAUCUGUAGAAACCUAUGACUUUUGAAUUGUUUCUCUUAUAUCAAAAUUAAUUGUUGGCUCAUCUUCGGUAUUACAUUAUUUAACAUGUUAUUAGUCUACGAGUGAUGACAAUGGUAAACGUAUUCGUUAUUUGUUACUAGCUUAUUCAUGGUGUAAGAAAUCUGAUUGUAAGAUUAUCUGGGACUGAUUAUCUCAAAUAAAAAGCUGUAAAUGUUAGAUACUUCUUGGUAAAAAUUGAUGCUUUAUGCUGCAGGAUUCCCCCUUCUUUAGGGUCUUGUAUUACGUCGAUGAACAAGUUAGGUUGCUGUAGGACCUUGUAUUAUGUCAAUGAACAAGUUAGGUUGCUGUAGGACCUUGUAUUAUGUCAAUGAACAAGUUAGGUUGCUGUAGGGCCUUGUAUUAUGUCGAUGAACAAUUAGGUUGCUGUAGGGCCUUGUAUUAUGUCGAUGAACAAGUUAGGUUGCUGUAGGGCCUUGUAUUACGUCGAUGAACAAAUUAGGUUGCUGUAGGGCCUUGUAUUAUGUCGAUGAACAAGUUAUGUUGCUGUAGGGCCUUGUAUUACAUUGAUGAACAAGUUAUGUUGCUGUAGGGCCUUGUAUUAUGUCGAUGAACAAGUAAGGUUGCUGUAGGGCCUUGUAUUAUGUCGAUGAACAAGUUAGGUUGCUGUAGGGCCUUGUAUUACGUCGAUGAACAAGUUAUGUUGCUGUAGGGCCUUGUAUUACGUCGAUGAACAAGUAAGGUUGCUGUAGGGCCUUGUAUUAUGUCGAUAAACAAGUUAGGUUGCUGUAGGGCCUUGUAUUACGUCGAUGAACAAGUUAUGUUGCUUUAGGGCCUUAUAUUACGUCAGUGAACAAGUUAUGUUGCUGUAGGGCCUUGUAUUACGUCAGUGAACAAGUUAGGUUGUUGUAGGGCCUUGUAUUACAUCAGUGAACAAGUUAGGUUGUUGUAGGGCCUUGUAUUACGUCGAUGAACAAGUUAGGUUGUUGUAGGGCCUUGUAUUACGUCGAUGAACAAGUUAUGUUGCUGUAGGGCCUUGUAUUAUGUCAAUGAAUAAGUUAGGUUGCUGUAGGACCUUGUAUUACGUCGAUGAACAAGUUAUGUUGCUGUAGGGCCUUGUAUUAUGUCAAUGAAUAAGUUAGGUUGCUGUAGAACCUUGUAUUAGGUUAGAUACUUAUGCACAUUAGUAUUAUUUUAUAUAGCUGUGACUUGCUCAUCACCAAAAUAUCUGUAUAUAAUAAAGGUGACUAACUAUUUAGGCAAAAUAGUUUAUUUAUAUAUGGAUCAUAAAAAAAUGACUUAAAUUUUAUUUUGCUUUAUAAUAAUGAUGUAAUUCCAAAUGGUGAAGUAUAUAAUAGAAUAACAAGCUGGUUACCUGAUUUAUGAUGUUUACGGAAUUCUAAACAAAAAUACAGUGGGGAAAAAAAAGGCUACAUGAAAGCUGGAAAUGCUACAAAGGUAGGUACAUAAGUAUUAAGGAUGUCAGUGCAUGAUCUUGAAUUAAGAAACAAAGAAAUGGAUGUAUGGUACAUUUAACAAAAGAAUAAGAUGUAAAACAAAUACAUUGUACAUUAAUAAGUUCAUGAGAUAUAAAAUGAAAACAGACAUACCUUAAACAGAUGCACAGUGUAUAACAAUGUGUCUGUGGUACAUAAGGCAAAGAACUGGAUGUGUGGUACAUAAGGCAGAAGUGUUCAUAAAGUAAAGAACUGGAUGUGUGGUACAUAAGGCAGAAGUGUUUGUAGAGUAAAGAAAUGGUUGUGUGGUAGACAAAACAGAAGUGUUUGUAGAGUAAAGCAAUGGUUGUGUAUUAGAUAAAACAGAAGUGUUUGUAGAGUAAAGCAAUGGUUGUGUGGUAGACAACAGAAGUGUUUGUAGAGUAAAGCAAUGGUUGUGUGGUAGACAAAACAGAAGUGUUUGCAGAGUAAAGCAAUGGUUGUGUGGUAGACAAAACAGAAGUGUUUGCAGAGUAAAGCAAUGGUUGUGUGGUAGACAAAACAGAAGUGUUUGCAGAGUAAAGCAAUGGUUGUGUGGUAGACAAAACAGAAGUGUUUGUAGAGUAUAGAAAUGGUUGUGUGGUAGACAAAACAGAAGUGUUUGUAGAGUAAAGCAAUGGUUGUGUGGUAGAUAAAACAGAAGUGUUUGUAGUGUAAAGAAAUGGAUUUCUUGUAGCCAAGAGAAAGGUAACAUAAAGUAAAUAACUGAAAGAAUGGUACGAUGAAUGAAGUGUAACAAACAAAUUUAUGAAGAUGAAAUAUAAAACAAGAAAGUUUAAAAUAGUAAGUGUAACGUAAAGGAAGGGUUAUAUGCUGCAAUAGACUGGAGCUUCAAGUUAGAAUAUUGAGGCUUAACACACUUCAGGUGACAUAAGAUUAUAAUCUACAAAUUGUAAGGUUUCAUGCAUGUUUUUCUGUGUUAGUCGGUUUAAUAUUUUCCGUCAUUUAUUUUCAUUCAUUGUUUUAUUUUUGAUACAUUUGUCUUGUUUUUGGAGGUAUUUUAUCUCGGUGUGUAAUAUAUUUAUUGAAGAUAAAAUUAUUUUUAACCUCUGUAUUUCAUCGUUUUUCUAAUACUCAGUUUUAUAGGCUGAUGUCUGGCAGCGUUUUAUUAUGUGCUGUAUAUUUUUGUGUUUAUUCAACAUAAAAUUGUAUUUGAGGAAAGUAAAAUAAUCGAUUUGAACACUUUGUUCUUCUGAAAGUAUAUGUCAAUAGUAUUCAUCAUAUAUUCACAAAAGAUAUCUUUUUUUUUUUUUCUCUCCCGGAUUUGUACUUUGUGUGUGGACAAAACAGUUUAACAUCUUAAUGCUAAUGGAAAAUAUUUAUUGUAAAUCAAUGAAAUGGUCGUUCUUCUGAAAAAAUCUAAAUCUAUAAAUAGCAUUUGAAAGGCACUGUUUCAACUUUUAUAAAUCAGAGUUUACUGGUAGAGGAUCAGGAAGAACUGGUUUGUGUUGAAAUUUUCAGUUGUUAUUUGUAUCCGAGUUAUUGCUGAUGUUAUCAAUACGUUUUAUAUAACAUAGAUUUAUUUUACGGAUAUGCAACAAUGUUACAGUAACGAACCAAGUGAUAGGCCUAAUACUGAUGUCUUUUGACAAGUUAACUCGUCUGCGUAAGUGUAAUAAUACUUUGACAUCAAUAAAGCGUUUGAUCCUCGUAAUUUCGUGUUUGUGUUGGUUAAAUAAUAUUUUGGUAUUUAACAGUGUUUUAGCCGUAAGUAAUAUUCAACUCAGUUUAAAAUGUGCGCGUUGUUCACGAUCACGAAGAACAGCACGACUAGUUUUAAACAUAAUUGUUCAAUAUAACAUUAAACAGUAGUAUAGCAACUUAUAAGUUAACUUGCACAAUGGAUUUCGUUUUUGUGAAAUUGUGUUCCAUCAUAAUAUUUAUCAAUUACGUUGAAUCUACGAUUGACAUUAACAGUAAGCAGUUAGAAAUGGUUGCUGAUCAUUUAACUUUGGCUGAAUGUCGAAAGCUGUCCGAAACCUUGCAUAGUGAUGACUACGAAAUAGGCCAUCCAACAGGUGAAGAUGAACCACAAAACCUUUCCUGUCUUCGAUUGUUGGAACACUGGAACACUCACGAAGGCCAAAAGAAGACUUUCCACCAACUUGCACAGCGUUUACAACAAAUUGGCCGCAGAGAUAUAGCAAAUAAAUUGUCAAAGACAGUUUAUGGUGAGAAGAUUUUAGAUGUCAAAGAGAGCUUUCUUGAUGAUCCUUUUAAAGAUCACAUCAAAAACCGCCCCCCUAUUAAAGAUGACAGCAUUGUUGUUUCUGAAGGGGCUGACAUUGAUCUGGAUAAUACAAUGAGUGGGUGGUCUUGGACUGAUAUAAUGUACCUACUAUGUUUCAUAGUUGUUGGUUGUAUGCUUAUCUUGUUGGGGUGCUGGAAGUGUUUGGGGAUAUUAUUCUUUAACAGGAUGAGGGAUGAUUACAGUGGGUAUUUAAUUGGUGAUUCAUCUCUUACAAGGAAAAGAAACUUAAUGCUUUAAGAACAUUGAAAUUUGGAUUUUGUUAAAGUGUUUCUUUGUAUGUUUUUUUUAUACAAAAUUUUUUUCGUCUAUUUUUGUACCACUAGAUUAUAUUACUUAUGAUAAAAAUAGACAAAGUAUAUUUAUUUCAAAGAAAGGAUGAUUUUUUUAGCCUGAAGUAAAAAAUAACAGAUCCAAGAUUACCAGAAAAAUGACAAAAAAAAGAUAUAAAAUUAACUUACUUAAGUAAACAGAGUUCAGUCUUUGAUAAAAAAGAUUGAAUUUUGUUUUUUAACAUCUAAUAAGAAUAUUUUGAUGAAACUGGUUUCCUGGUACAACUCUUCAGU